This is a messenger RNA of Diaporthe amygdali, 1467 nucleotides long. RefSeq lists its product as uncharacterized. The coding region runs from base 1 to 1467 and encodes 488 amino acids. Gene Ontology annotation, molecular function: transmembrane transporter activity. The record is from RefSeq and is a predicted model, not a curated record. NCBI's taxonomy places the organism in Eukaryota, Fungi, Ascomycota, Sordariomycetes, Diaporthales, Diaporthaceae. The transcript is spliced from 5 exons. Gene Ontology annotation, biological process: transmembrane transport.
AUGGCCUCCAAUCCCGUGCAGAUGACUGCGCAGUCGCCAAAGGCUGACAAGGAGACGUCCGACCUCGAGAAGAUGGCUCCUCCCAGCCCGGACAACACUUCCUUGGAGGACGCCACCCUCGCCGCGCUGUCACGCGUCAAGACUGCCGACGAACAUCACCCCAUCCACUGGAGCCCAUUCAAGAAGUGGUUUGUCGUCUUCUGGUACUGCCUGCUGCAGGUUUUUGUCACCCUCACUACGACGACCUACGUGUCAGCCGAGUUCUUGGUCCAGGAAGCGUACGGCGGCACUACCCAGGUCAUCGCUCUGGGUCAGUCCAUGUUCAUCAUCGGCACUGCUGUUGGCCCCGUCUUCCUCGGCCCUCUAUCGGACAUCAACGGCCGAAAAUGGGUCUACGUCGGCGCCAUCUUCUUCUACGCCAUCCUCAAUAUCGGCUGUGCAAAGGCGCUGAACCUGCCCAUGUUGAUCAUCUUCCAAUUUCUGUGUGGAGCCGCCGGCAGCGUAGCAUUGUGCAACGUCGCCGGCACCAUUGCCGACCUCUUUGGUGACAUGGACGGUGCUGGCCAGCCUAUGGCCCUGUUCGUCGCCUCUGCUAACUCCGGCCCAUCCAUAGGCUCACCUGUGGGGGAGUGGAUCGCCGAGAACCCCAACAUGGGCCUUGCGUGGAUUUUCUGGAUCAACGUUAUUAUCGGUGCUGCUUUUGCCAUCGGCAUGUGCUUCCUGCCAGAGACCCUGCCCCGAAUCGUCAUUGCGAGGGCCGUCAAGAAGCACGAGGCUGCGGACCCGGAAGAGGUCGCCAUUGCCGAGGAGAAGAUCGAUGUCUUGAAAGAGAUGAAGUUUGUUACGACCAUGGCUCUGAAAAUAAUGGUCACUGAGCCGAUUGUGCUUUUCCUCGGGCUUUACAAUGGCUUCGCCUACGGCCUGCUGUUCUUGUACCUGGACGGCGUCUUUGACGUCUUCGUGUUCAACAACGGUCUGAGCUACAUUGGUGCAGACCUCACUUACUUGAACUUCAUAGUCGGUACCUACCUCUAUAGAUCAGACCGCCUCAAACAUGGCACCAAUCGACCCGAGGCCCGGUUUCUCACCUCGCUUGUCGGCGUCUGGGGCUUCCCCAUAUCUCUUCUGUGGUUUGCCUUCACUGAUGAUGGGUCCGUGAGCUUCUGGUCGCCCGUCGUUGCCGGCGGCCUCCUCGCCGUCUGUGACCCCUUGCUGUGGCUUGCCAUGUUGAAUUACCUGACAGACUCCUAUCCCAGCGUUGCCGCUUCAGCUGUCGCUGCCUUCUUAAUCCCGUCGUUUCUGAUCGCCGCGGCCCUUGCGCACGCAGGUAUCGCGAUGUUUGAGAACAUGUCCACUAAAUGGGCUAUGGCAACGCUGGGGUUCAUCUCAUUCGGUCUGGUUGCUUUAGUCGCAGUAACUGCAGCCGCCGUAAUGGUUGUCGUUACCCCUACCAGAUUAGCCAGGUAG